GGAACUGUUUCGUUGUCACACCUGGCGGAGACAACUUGCAAAGAAAGCGAAAGCAUGCGAUAACAGAUCCCUGGUAUUCUUCUUCAAUAUAAAAAGUGUGAGUAAAAAGAUGGCCUCUACAUCAGAUAUGGACAGACCUUCAGUUCCUAUUGAUGAAGAAAAAAGGACUCGGCUCUGCGAUGAGUUUGUUGCAAUAGCAGGUACAGACAGCGCAGUGGCUCAGUGUUACCUGGCUGAGAAUGAGUGGGUGAUGGAGGUGAGUACAAACAACUACUCAGAGCCAAUGGACGGUGAAAUUACCGAUCCACACGGUUGUUUGGCAAACUGAUGAAAAUGGGCAUUUUAAAAUCAAUCUGAAUACUUCUGCAGCUUAUUUCAGCAUGCAGUGUGUUAAUGUGCUUUACUGAAAUUAGUACAAAAGGGUAUUUUGCCAUUUUCUGACACAAGACUGAUCCACAAGGGUUUUUAGAAAGUUUAGGAAAGUAAAAUCCUGGAGCACAUGUUAAACUUGUUUUCACUUAUCAGCUAUAACUAUGUGGCCUGUCACUGUGUGAUAUCACAGGUAACAGUAGCAUUUUAUUCCUAUGUUGAUGUGUGAGGGGGGAAAGGAGAUUUAGACUGCCGCUGGAUAUAGAGGCUGAGGCUAAGCAACAACAGUAGAGAGAGGAGGUUGUUGUAAUAAAAUGGGUAUCAUUAUAAGACCUAAUAUACUAUAAUCAAUGAUUUGUCUUCCAGAGAGCUUUGAACUCAUUCUUUGAGACUGACCUGGAGAAGGUUUUUGAUGAAGAUUUUGUCGACAGUGAGUCCAGUCCCAAAACAAAGAAACAAAAGGUUGAGGAGAAACCUCCAGGAGAAUGGUAAUGUCGCUGUCUUUACCAGUGAUGAGACUGUGAUGAGCUGUAGGCACUAACAUAGUGAAAAAUCUCUAAAAAUCUCCCAGUAUAGAUUUGACCGGGGACAGUCCGGCCUCCUCCAAACCAUCAGAGGAAGAUGACAGCAAACUGUCACUGAUCACCUGGAAUGUGGAUGGACUCGAUACGGACAACCUUGGAGAGCGUGCCAGAGGCCUGUGCUCCUUCUUGGUCUUGUAAGCUUGUGUUUCUACUUUUCUGGAGUCCCUCUUUUUAUUUGUGGAGAAAAAUCAACCAGUGUGUAACUAUUUUGACUUUAAAUUCUGCUGUUAAAAGAAAACCUUAUUUUCAUGUAGAUACACCCCAGAUGUGGUGUUUCUCCAGGAGCUAAUUCCACCUUAUGUCCAGUACCUGAAGAAGCGGGCUGUCAGUUACCUGCUUAUUGAAGGUUUUGUCUUGGUUUUCAUCAUUAUUGCAAAGUAUCUUGUGCUCAAUACAAAAAAAGUGCUAUGCCUGUAUUGUGUGAAAAACUGAGGUUAGCAGAUUAAACCACUCUUCUUUAUCCUCUUCCUUUCAGGUGGUGAGGAAGGUUACUUCACUGGCAUAAUGCUGAAGAGGUCUCGUGUUAAAUUUACAGAGAGCGAGAUAGUAACUUACCCCACCACACAAAUGAUGAGGAACCUGCUCAUAGCUCAGGUUUGUGCACAGACAGCAGUCUGAAUACUCGUGUCGUGUAAGAUCUUGCAUUAUUAACUACAUUGUUUGAUUAUCCACAUUGAAACCAGGUGACUUUCAGAGGCCAGAAGCUUUGUCUGAUGACGUCACACUUAGAGAGCUGUAAAGGCCAUGCAGCAGAGCGGAUGAAACAGCUGCAAAUGGUGAUGCAGAGGACGAGAGAGGCGCCUGAUGAUGUUACUGUUUUAUUUGGAGGAGACACGAACCUGAGGGACACUGAGGUGAAUACUUUUUCUUUGCUCAUUGUGUGACUGUUCAAAAAAUCUUUAUGUCUACACCAACUCUUUACCUCUUUGUCGAAGGUGGCAAAGGUGGGUCUGCCCCCAACUGUCUGCGACGUGUGGGAGCGCCUGGGAAAGCAGGAGCACUGCCGCUACACAUGGGACACCAAAAAUAACAGCAACAAGACGGUUCCCUAUGUCAGUCGGUGUCGCUUUGACAGAGUCUAUCUCCGCCCGGCUACCAAAGACGGCGUCCCCUGCCUGGCCCCUGACCACAUGGCCCUGGUGGGACUGGAGAAGCUGGACUGUGGACGAUACACAAGUGAUCACUGGGGAAUCUACUGUAGCUUUUCGUUUAGUUAGACAGAAGAAACCCCGACCCUGUUUGUUCACAUCUUUCAGUGUGCCUCUUUAAUAGUCAAGGCUCAGCAUGUUUUCCUUUAUGUAAAAUAGCUAAAUAAGGGUAGAAAGCACCAACAGACAUUGACAUGUGACAUUGUGAUCAUGUGAUACUUUAUAGUUGAGCCGGCAAGUUUGUUCUUGUUCUUUGAAACUGUGCCUAACAAAGAUAACAUUUACAGCCUAUACAUCUAUAAACCUUCUGCGGUGUUAAUCAAGACUGAUUACUAUUUAGCUUUGUGGUAUGAGGGAGUUCAUCUGGGUGGCAAUGCAUAUGUAUAUGUAUGUCUUAUUGACAUUUGGACACUAGAGGGCACUACAGAUCUGAAAUAUAUGUGAAAAACAACUGUGACCCUUUGCAGAGCUACCCCAGGAUUUAUGAUUAGCACUACAAAGAGAUAAAAUACUGCACGCUCACUGCAAAUUCAGCUUAAUAUGUGACACCAAAUCAUUUUGAUUAAAGCUGUAAAUCAAUGUGUGGCUGCAGCCCAACAACCAAAUCCAAACAAAAGCGCACUGGGAGGAAUUUGUUCAACUACAGCCCUUAAAAAGCCUCAAAAAACAUAUUUUCCAAUCAUACUGUUUUUGCAAAACUGUGACUGAUUUUAUACAGAUAGAUUUGAAAGACAUAAAAAAUGUCAUAAAGUGUAACAUGUGUGUUUAAAAAUGUGAAAGAUAUUAAACUUCGUACUAAAGGGAUGUGGGUUUGGAACAUUUUACAUGUGAUCACAUCUCUUCUCCAUGUGUGAUCACAUGUGGAAAACGCAUGUGUUUUUUUCUUCUUCUAGGGUUGGCUAAUACGUUGGUAUGUAGUCUCUGUUAUUGUGGUGGAAACCCUCAUGGAGCCCACAGCUCCGUGCACUGAUUGGUUGAGAAGCAUAUUCCCACUACACUUUGUAAAAGCAACACCAUGUAACACCUUUGUAUUUUAUGCAUCUGUGGUUUUGCUGCUUCGGAUGUCUGCUGUAAGAUUAAAAGCCCAUUAGGAUGAUAACAAUUUAACAGCAGCGUUAAUCUCCACCUUAUAUCACAAGCCUCUCACUAUACAAAGGCCUCACUUCCACCCUAAACCAGAUGUGAACCCCUCCUCCUCCUCACAGUCUCUGCCAAACUUCUGUUAGCGUGUUCCCCUCUCCUCUCUGAA
Xyrichtys novacula (pearly razorfish) is the source of this 3350-nucleotide messenger RNA. Lineage: Eukaryota; Metazoa; Chordata; Actinopteri; Labriformes; Labridae. The record is from the annotation of a GenBank genome assembly.